UUUACUGAGUGUGACGUCUCAUAGUUCUUUGGCGUUACACAAACUCACUCUCCUCCUCUACAACAUCUCUAAUUUCAGGGAUAUUGCAGACAAGUUCCCCACAAGACACUGCUACUGUGUGACCAACCAGACUAACGACCUCACAGAUUUCACGGCUGUGUUGCUGGAUGUGAUGGGGAACUCGACCAGUUAUCUACAGGAGCUCUUCAAAUCUAGUUCCAUUCUCUCAGUUAACCAGAAGAACAGUUCAGACUGCACUUAUAUUUGUGUCAUGGCGGGAAAAUCAGAGAAAGAACUAGAUGAGCUAUGGAACCUGGACUUAAUUACUCCUCUUUUUAACCAGACAAUUCCGGAGGACAAUCCUAAAGCUUCAUCAACUUCCUUUGUUACCAUGACAACCUCCACAACCACCACCACCACCACGCUCAGAGAGACAACAAAGGCUUCACACACUGACAGACCAGGUUGUCCAUGGCGAGCUGAGCUCACCUUUGUUGCCGGGGUAUCCAGGGAGGACCUGAAAGAGAGCAGUCUGUCCCAGGAUGCACAGAGAGGAGAGGACCUUAGGGAAAGCACCCUGUCUGUGUGGAAACUGCAGCCCUGUGUGUUUGAGCUCUGCAAGUUCUACAACCAGUGCCUGUGCCGAAUACACACCUACAGCCGACUCCAGCUCUGUGAUGGAAUAGACAGCAUGGCGUCUUAA
This is a messenger RNA of Engraulis encrasicolus (European anchovy), 703 nucleotides long. RefSeq names its product HERV-H LTR-associating protein 1 homolog. The record is from RefSeq and is a predicted model, not a curated record. The transcript has 8 exons. The coding region runs from base 173 to 703 and encodes 176 amino acids. NCBI's taxonomy places the organism in Eukaryota, Metazoa, Chordata, Actinopteri, Clupeiformes, Engraulidae.